AUGUCGAGCAAUUUCGGAAAAGCCCACAAGUCACUCAAUGGUGCGCCCUCCCCGCAUUCUACAAAGCUUCAGACAGCAGGUUUCUACCGCAACGGUCUCUGCGACGUCGGCAAAGAAGACACCGGAAACCACUCUAUAGCCGCAACCCUCACAGACCCCUUCCUAGACUUCAGCGCCAGCCGCGGCAACAACCUCCGCUCCAUCGGUCUCAGCGCCGGCUGCAAAUGGUGUCUCUGCGCCUCCCGCUGGAAAGAAGCGCUGGAUUUCGCCAACAGCAGCUCCGAAAGUGGAGACGUAGCGAAAGCGGACAUUGUUCCCAAAGUUCACUUGCACGCCACGCACGAGAGAGCGCUCGAUGUGGUGGAUAUGAAGGAUUUGAGAGCCCAUGCUGCCGAGUCCGAGGCGGCGAAUGCGAGUUCGGUUGCGCAGGAUACGGGGGGUGGGAAGAAUAGGCUGGGGAGUUUGGGGGUGAAGGAGAGGACGGAGAUGGCGGGGAAGGGGGAUAUGACGAGUAGGGAGUAG
Molecule: messenger RNA, 522 nt
Organism: Lachnellula hyalina
Lineage: Eukaryota; Fungi; Ascomycota; Leotiomycetes; Helotiales; Lachnaceae
Exons: 3
Coding region: 1-522 (173 amino acids)
Source: RefSeq, a predicted model, not a curated record